UGUUUCCUUAGCAGCCUCUGCGUACGGCUCGCAGGGGGAAGCGCUGCUGUUGUUGUUUCGUCGCGUUUGUGUUUAUAUCUUUUAUUUAUCUGUUUUUCGUUUGUUCGAGGCUAUGGUAUGGUGUUCGGCGGAGACGUCGGCGUGUCGGUUGCUGAGAACGAGCCUGCGUGCCGUCGCUGGGUCGCGUAGCGUAAGAUGGAGCCGCCAAAGUUUCCCUGUUGUACAGUAAACACACGCGUAGCUACGUGAGAGCGAGUGAGUUGUGAAGUAACUUAACGGUAUAUUUACGAGGCGGUCGAGUGCUGUUCCUCCAGUCCGUCGACGCAGCUCUCCGCAACGCCUCUUCAGCUCGCUCGCCCCCAGCACCACACGGACUCCCGGCUGAAGGGAUGCCGCUGUCCGCGUAAGCAGCUUCGGGGAGCCGCUAGUGCCGCUCGCUCGCACCUUAACGCGGUUUAGGACGUUUAACUCCCAUUAUUUCCCGUAAUUUUCCCACAGGGACGCGCAGGAGAGCCGGGCAGAGAGCCUCGUUUCUCCAGAGACGCUCGAGUCAUUUGAGUUUGAGUUUUGCUGUGUUACAGCUACGAGACUUUACUAGUCAGGAGCGAUUGGUUGUUCAGGCAUCUGGGAUACUUCAGCACGACUAGAUGCGGGCAUCUCACACCUGACAGAAGGCUGCCUUGCUGAGGGGACUUGGUCACAUCAGGACUUCCUGUUUCAGUGACCUCCAGCCUCUCUGAUGGAGCUCCAACUGGCUUCCUUGGUGCUUGCCACGCUGCUGACCUUCCUGACCUCUGAAGUGACACUGUCCCUAGGACAGAAGGUUUACACCAACACAUGGGCCGUCCACAUCGCUGGAGGAGAGGAGGAAGCCAACAGGAUAGCCAGAAAGCAUGGCUUCGUUAACCAUGGCAAUGUAUUUGGAGAUUACUAUCAUUUCCGGCACCGCAGGGUGGUGAAGAGGUCUUUAUCGGAACACAGAGGAACACACAUUCGCCUUCACAGAGAACCCCAGGUAACAUGGGUAGAACAGCAGGUGGUGAAGCAGAGGAAGAAGAGGGAUAUUUACACCGAGCCAGCUGACCCCAAGUUUGCACAGCAAUGGUACCUGUACAAUAGCAACCAUCGUGACCUCAAUGUGAAGGAGGCCUGGAAGCAAGGUGUUACCGGACAGGGCGUGGUGGUGUCCAUAUUGGAUGAUGGAAUUGAAAAGAACCAUCCAGACCUGGAGCAUAACUAUGAUCCUGAUGCCAGCUAUGACGUGAAUGAUGGGGACCCAGACCCUCAGCCCCGAUACACCCAGCUUAAUGAUAACAGACAUGGGACGCGAUGUGCUGGAGAAGUAGCUGCCAUUGCCAACAAUGACAUCUGUGGUGUCGGGGUGGCCUACAAUGCCAAGAUUGGAGGAGUGCGCAUGUUGGAUGGAGAGGUGACUGAUGUGGUGGAGGCUCAGUCUCUCAGCCUAAAUCCUCAGCACAUCGACAUCUACAGUGCCAGCUGGGGACCAGAAGAUGAUGGCAAGACUGUGGAUGGCCCCGCAAAGCUGGCUAAAGAGGCUUUUCUACGAGGAGUGACUGAGGGUCGCGGCGGACUCGGCUCCAUCUUCGUCUGGGCAUCAGGUAACGGCGGGCGAGAGAAGGACAGCUGCAACUGUGAUGGCUACACCAACAGCAUCUACACUCUGUCCAUUAGCAGCAGCACGCAGUACGGGAACGUGCCGUGGUACAGUGAGGCCUGCUCCUCCACCCUCGCCACCACCUACAGCAGUGGAGGACUCAACGAGAAACAGAUUAUCACUACAGAUCUCAGACAGAAGUGCACAGACUCUCACACAGGCACCUCGGCUUCAGCUCCUCUGGCUGCAGGCAUCAUCGCCCUCGCCCUUGAGGCCAACAAAAACCUGACGUGGAGAGAUAUGCAGCACCUGGUUGUGAGAACCUCUAACCCAGCCCACCUGAUCACCAACGACUGGAGAACCAAUGGGGUUGGCCGUCAAGUAAGCCACUCAUACGGAUAUGGCUUGCUGGAUGCUGCUGCCAUUGUGUCUCUGGCCAAGAACUGGACCAAUGUUGGCCCUCAGCAGAAAUGCGUCCUCUCCUUAGUGUCUGAGCCCAGGAACAUUGGUAACCACCUGGUGAUCUCCAAGAGCGUGGAUGCGUGUGCAGGAAAGCCCAACUUUGUGAGCUCUCUGGAGCAUGCUCAGGCACGGCUCACGCUGUCCUACAACCGGCGAGGAAAUCUGGCCAUCUACCUGAUCAGCCCACAGGGCACCCGGUCCACUCUGCUUGCUCCCAGACCUCAUGACUACUCCUCUGAAGGCUUCAACGACUGGGCCUUCAUGACCACCCACUCUUGGGAUGAGGACCCUCGUGGCGAGUGGACCCUGGAGAUUGAAAAUGUGGCUGGAGCCAGCGACUACGGCACGCUCACCCAGUUCACACUGGUCCUUUAUGGCACUGCUUCCUCCUCCGGUGGACCGUCCACACCAGACUUCAGCCAGCCCACUGAGGGCAGUUGCAAGACCUACGACCUCAGUCAGAUGUGCACAGAAUGCAACCCGGGCUUUUACCUGUUCCAGCAGGGCUGUGUACGAGAAUGUCCCUCUGGUUUCACACCAGUCACCCGCUCCACAUACUACGGCAACGAGGUGUCUCCCGUCCUCCACCUGGCUUGCCAGCCCUGCUACAACCUCUGCCUGACCUGCAGUGGCACAGGCCCGCAGGACUGUCUCUCCUGUCCCCCUCAUAACCACCUGGACCCAGUCACCAGCACCUGCCUGCACCAGAACCAAAUCCAGCGCGAGUCACCUGCCAGCGGUCUGGAUCAGCAGCGGGCAGGGGGCUCGUCCGGGGUCAUCCGCCUGCAGCUCCUUUCCAGCCUGCCUGUCACCAUGGCGGUGAUCAGCUGUGCCUUCAUUGUGGCCACCUUUGUGGGCGUGUUCGCCCUGCUUCAGUUGCGCUCCCACAACUUGUCCAAAAUGUACUCAGCCGAGGGUGGCCCGGGCUCUAUCAUGCGCUCUGGCUUUGGCCUAGGCCGCAGCGGGGUCGUGUCCUACAAGGGCAUCCCUAGCGUGUGGCACGAGGAUGGGGUCAACUCAGAGUCCGAAAAUGAAGAGUUUGACAUCCACAAUGAGAGGACUGCCUUUAUCAAAACACAAAGUGCUCUUUAACCCCUUUUCACCCUCCCACUCCCUUUUCUAGCCUAUUCCGUCUUUUUGUUCGCCCUUUUUCUUCUUUUUGUAGCCACUGACACUUUUUUCCUUCACGGGUUUGACUCUCCUGCUUCUCUUAAGGCACACUGACCCAACACUUCCCAACAAAUGCUGACAUUGUUGGCGGCUGGCUUUAUAAUUGAGCCAAAUGAGCUGGUGUGCAUUGACAUACCCAGGCCCUGUGUUCUUUUGUAGUUACUGUUGCCAGGUUGGACAAGCUUUAAAGAAGGUUGGCCAAAAUCUCAUUCAACAUAAUGAGAAAUUGUAACGAACUUUGCUUAGAGUCGCUACAGUGUUGAGGUUUAGAGCUUAAUGUCAAAGCUAGACUAUGUUGUAGAUUAUUUAGAUAAGUCAGAUUGGAAAUACAUUUUUGGCAAAGUUCUUUAAAGCUUAUCCAGCCUUGCAGCAGUUUCUACUGUUGAAUGCAUUUGUGGGCUGAGCAUGAAUAGGCCAGUUAGGGAGAACAUUUCAGAGCAAUGGUCACCAACCCUCCUCCUGGAGAACUACUUUCCUGCAGAGAUUAUUUCCACCCUAAAUGCACCAAGCUAAUCCUGGACUUCCACAGAAGUUCAUUAGCUGCAGCAUAUGUGGUAGAUUGUGGUUGGAACUAGACUCAGGUAGGUAAAUCUCCAAGACCAGGGCUGGUGACCGCUAUUCACUCCAACAAUCAAACACAUGCCCAGUCUUAGUAUGUUGGAGAGUGUUAGGUCAGCGUGCUCAGGGCUUUAGGGUUCUAUUUAUUAAAAUUUUUGUUUUGAAUUUCUCACAUUGGUGAGCUGAGCUGAACAGAAGGUCAGGACCACUCUGAGUAAACCCGUUUGUCCCACCCUUCCUCGCUCACCUGACCGGCUCACUCGUCUGUGCCUCUCUAUGAAAGCCUCCAACACUUGAAUGGCUGUAAAGUAACUGAGAAGAGUUGAUUGUCGCAGGUUGCCAGCAGUGCUCUCCCAAAUGAACACAAUAAACACAUGAUUGUCGGCUAGUCUUUCCCUCUUUAUUUAGUCCCGUCUCAGAUUGCCUAACGAGAUUUAAGGAGAAGAUGUGUGUAAUUGUGACCAUAUGCGAUGUAACGGAGCUGGGGCAAAGGGUGCCGAGUGAUGUUUUAAUCACAGCUGAUUCAUUUCAAGUCUAGUGAAUCACUGUGGAGGGGCCUAAAACGCUGAAUUUAAGCCUUGCCUAUGCUGGGGGCCUUUUUUGUUUUUAAUCAUAUCUUUUUAUCUGCGUUCUUUUGCGAUUAGUCGUCUGGAGUCAUGAGGUUAGCAUGCAUCUCACACAAAGCGCAGACCCUGAGCGAGAUGCUCCCACAGAGCAUUGAAAAUGCUGAACUCGUGUGAUUUUUGUUUUUCCUUUUUUCUUUAUUUUCCGAAGGCAGUUUAAACUGCAGUAACCUCGUGCUCUCUCGUUGACUCCCUGUAGGGGACUUGUCUCCGUACACUCUGGCAGCUGCUCUAAGCUCGUUCUGCAGCAUUUCUCCAGAGCUGAAGACUUUUGCAAUUCUGUUUUGCAGUUGAAGCUUUGGGAAGGAUAAAAACACUAGCGGAGUCUCUCAGCGUUGCCCUGAGGAGAUUGAGAUGAGGCACUUUGUUAGUUUGGAUUAUCUUUAUAUCGUGUAGACAUAGUGAAGUCUUUUGCCACCGUUUAAGUGACUUUUACUUGUUUUUAUUUGGAAAAACUACAAGGGCUCAAGUGAACCUAUGAUCAUUUUAAUGCAGCUAUUAGAUGAGUGAGGCAGGGAAUCGGAAUAAAUUAUCCUUUGAUCUGGUUAGAUGAGUAGAGAAUUAGUCAGGUUAAUAUUUAUCAUCUCUUAUUUCUGGUGGUGUGCUUUGGCCUUGUGUUUAAUUUUUAAUUUUUUUUCAUAUUUUUGUCUUUCUUUUUCUGUUCAUGCUCACGUAAUUAUGGUCUCACACAGGGCUGUCAUAGUCUUGGAGGCUGUGAGCUGUAUUUUUUUAGAAAGUAAAUAGUGACCACCUGGAAUAGGUGCAUUUGUUUGCAGAGGAUAUAUGAAUAUAUCAUGGACAGACUUUCCUUACAGCUUUUUUCUUAUGAAUUUGUAGCAUACAUAGCACUAUGAUUCUUUCAGUUCUUUCAAGAGUCUUCUAGCAGCAUUACACUAAGAACAGUCUGAAGGUCUUCUCUUCUGCACUCAUCAAAGCAUUGAUGCUAUUUCAGUGCUAGUUGCUACAACACUGUCUUUUCCCACAGUCUCCUGUGGAUGAUACUACAAUAUAAAACUCAGAAGGCUGCGAUGCUUGUAAAUGAGCCACCACCGUCUCUGAGCUCAGACUAUGGCAUACUAAACAGUCGGAAACAUUGACUCCAUCCUUUAGAAAUUGAUUUUCUGUCAUGAUUUUAUUUUAUUUAUUUCUUUUCCUGGACUGUGUGCUCAACCUUAAUUGUAAUGCCAAGGUUGCUAGAGCAAUAGGAUCUCUUUACAAUAUCUAACCAUAUUUAUGGCAAUUAAGUAUGUAGAGUUAUAAUUUUUUUAGGGAGUAUGACCUUCCCUAUUUUUAAAUCAUAGUUAAUUAAAUCCUGCCUUGGGAAGAUGUGUGAUUUAUCGAAGCUUCAAAGUGGUUUUAAGAUGUCUUAUUUUUUUUUUUCUUACCUCAGUUUUUUUUCAUUUCCUGCUUUAAUGUAAAUUGCAUAUGUAUAUAUUCACUUUUUCAUUUCCUCCUUUUAUAAUUAUUUCCUGUCUUUCUCAUCACUGUUCUCUCUAGAAUGAAUAUACAGAGUACAUGUUACAGGAAUCAGGAUGAAAUCAUAGAGCCGAUCACAACUCAUUAUACAUAAAGAACCAAAAAUGAUGCGUUAUAUGAUGUGCACAUUAUCAGUUCUGUCGUUCAUCAGAAGAAUCAAUUCGCUGUGUAGCUCUGUUUGAUGCUAAGCAUAUGCCUCCAAAGCUUCCUUUUCAUGUUUUUAACCAUCAAAAAGCUUCCUUAGUCCACUCUAUGCAGGACAAAUUCUCCUGUAAUUGGUCUCCACUGUCCACUCAUGCCGAUGUCAUCUGUAGGCCAUAGAGGAGAAGUUCUUUAUUUCUGAAUUCCAAUAACGAUUAAGAAUAGUUUCUCCAGAACGAAAGGCGUAUGAUCCAGCAUUGAUCUAGCAUUCUAAAAUAACAUUUUAAAAUUUUUUGUACAUACGCUACUGUUUGAAAGUUUGGAGUCACUGUUUUCAAUAAUAUAAAACCGGUUUUGUUGUAUAUGCAUGUAUAAAAAGCUGUAUAGCUUUGAGAAUUGGUUUAAAAUUUACAGUCGUAUGCAAAAUUUGUUUUUACAUGUUUUGUUGAUGUUAGGGACAAAUAGGGGACAAAUUUAAAUAUGGUAUUUUUCUGCAGAUUUUAGUGCACAGUCUCUAUUGAUUUAACAUAUUGGAAAAAUAUAUAACAUACAUAUACAUACAAACAAAAUCAUGAACAAAAAGGGGUUAAAAAAACUAAUCAAAACCAAAACAAUUUCAAAAAACACAAGUGUAAAACAUGACAAGUAUGCCAUAACUUUCACACAGACUACUUAUGUUAAACAUUAAUUAUAAAUUCAGCAAAUAAGCAGUAAUUGUACCUUAAAAUGCCAUAUUUAAGUGUGUUCACUGUAAAGGAUGUUUUCACUUCCACAACCAGUUUUUGACCAGGGUGCCCAAACUUUUGCACAUGACUUUAUAUCCAGAAUGCCUCAUAUUUGAGAAUGAGUGAUCAUGUUUCAUUGAUUAAAUAACUUUUUAGAAAUUUUACUAAAAAUUCACAGUAAUUUAAUGACAAGAAAUUACUAUAAAUAGAUCAUUGCAGUUUAUUGUUUAAUAACAUUUGUGUUACUUUACCAUUUGUUCCCAAAAUACUAUAAAUUGUGAAUAAACUGUUGGUUUACAUUUUACGUUUUUCAGUCUACACUGUACAAGUUAUUAUGCUGUGUUAUUAAUAUGACAAGUGAUUCCAAACUUUGACAUUAGUGUAUAAACCACACGUAAUAAGAAAUUCACAGUCUUGGAAUAUUGCAUGAACGAUACAAUAAUUGGAUUCUUUAUACAUCCUGACGGCACAUAAUGCUACAAUAUAAGUGAAGCUUAUAGAACAGACCUGUCAGUAAACAGUGUUGUUUUUCAAGGGCGCUAUAGGAACAUAUUUCUCUAGUCUACCCUUGGAACCUGCAUUGCAGCCUAACAGCAUGACAGCGUGCAAACAUCAGCCUUCUAUAGAGCCUAUUCUACAACAUUCAGAUACCUCUCCUAACUGUGACUUCCACUCAUGUCUCUUUUCCUUUAGUUCUCGGUUCUGUAUUGUACGCGGCCCUUGGAGUCCUGCAGGUCGUCGGUUUCGUCCCCAUGCUGUGUAGGAGUUGUGCUGCAGCUACAUGUCGGCCUUUGUGGAAUUUGCUGACAGGCUAGUAAAACUAAUGAGACCACCUUGACCUUGGCUUUAAGGUGUUUCUCUUCAUUCUUAAAGGAAUUUAACAGUGUUUUUCUAGCUAAUAUCUGUCUGCCUCAUCUGUAGUGUAGGGUCAGUUACCACAGACAAUCAUUUUAAUCUGUUUCCCUGUAAUGAGUUAGAGAACCCAAACCUGUUGGCUCAAAACGUGUAUAAUAGAAGCCAGUUGGCUUUUAUUAUAUGGCUGUUUUUUGAGUCAGUGGUAAGAGGCCAUAUAAUAUAGACAUAGCUGGUGGAGAUUAGCUCAGAAAACACUAGCAUAAGGUGGUUGCGAUCUUGCCAGUUUUCGUCUGGAGGUCACCCCCACCCACCCUGCGUAUAUGUUCUAUACGCACUCGUUGCUGGCACGACCUUCCCAGUGAGGAACGUGGGGUUGCCCUCAUGAUAUUAUAUAGAUGUGAUGCUCCAAAGGGCUUGAACGUCUGCCACCAUCCCCCCGCAGAGGGGGUUCAUCCAAGUUUGGCACAGCGGUGUCUCUCUCUCUCUCUCUUACCAAGCCUUUCGGAAUUCACCGGACUUCUCCGCCCAUUUUAAAUCGUUCUGUCGUCCGACGGCCACGUCUAGUACCUUAGUAACAGAGACCUAUUGUUUGUUGGAAAGACUAUAGUAUAUAUCUGAGACAGGACAACUACAUUAAUAUAAAAUAAGGCCUAUUUUUGUGUAUUGUCAUACAUGUAAUUUAAAGAUUUUGCCUUUUUAAUUUUUUUUCUCCUUUAUUUAAUUGAUGUCAAUAUGCGGAUUAUAGAUUCUACAAAAAUAAAGAUCUAUGCAAAGUUA
Molecule: messenger RNA, 8402 nt
Organism: Colossoma macropomum (tambaqui)
Lineage: Eukaryota; Metazoa; Chordata; Actinopteri; Characiformes; Serrasalmidae
Gene: furina
Product: furin (paired basic amino acid cleaving enzyme) a
Exons: 16
Coding region: 740-3169 (809 amino acids)
Biological process (GO): peptide hormone processing
Cellular component (GO): trans-Golgi network; Golgi membrane
Molecular function (GO): serine-type endopeptidase activity
Source: RefSeq, a predicted model, not a curated record